Plasmodium vivax (malaria parasite P. vivax) is the source of this 11115-nucleotide messenger RNA. RefSeq lists its product as hypothetical. The record is from RefSeq and is a predicted model, not a curated record. The transcript has a single exon. Bases 1 to 10800 code for a protein of 3599 amino acids. NCBI's taxonomy places the organism in Eukaryota, Apicomplexa, Aconoidasida, Haemosporida, Plasmodiidae.
AUGGAUAGGGGAAGAACUAAUGGAAGGAGAAACAACGACGUGAUGAACGCCCUGAGGGAGGGAAACAUAAAAAACGAAAAUGUAGACGAAAAUCAAUUCUGGACCAACAUCGACAAUCAGUACUUCUCCAAUUUUGACAAGAGAUUAAUUUCUGCCUUUGAAGACCACAUCAAAUGCACAGAUUAUAUUUGUAACAAAAUAAAAAAUAAAAAAAUUAAUAAAAAAAUUUUCCAAAACAUUAACUGUUACUCCAGUUCCGUAAAAAUAAAAUUAAAUCCAAAUGAGAGAAAUAAUGAAACGUCCAACAUUACCGAUUACAUUUCUGAAAAUAAAAAUUUGAUUUUUAAAAAUGAGCAAGAUGAAAAGGGGAACGAAAAUGACCAAGCGGUCAUCCCCUUUGUGGAUAUUGUGAAUGAAAUAAAAAAGGAGGAAAACCUCUUCACCUUUACUCCAAAAAAUUACGAACAGGAUGUAGAUAAAAAAAUUACCAAUCAUGAAAAUGCCCAAUCAGGUGAAGAAAGAAAAAGCAUUAUCGAAUUUAUGCCAUUCGCGAGAAAUGAAUUUUUAUUGAAUACCUUGCAUCAUCAGAAUUUACGGAAUGGUCACCCCGGUGGAUUCCCCUUCAGUAUGGGCAGAAAUUUCAGCCACAUUCAGCCGAGUAAUCUGAAGGAAAACAAUUUCUUCAUGAGGGGGUUCCCCUUGCCCGGUCCUCCCAACCUCCUUGCAAAUGGCCCCAUGUUUGACAUUCAGGAGAAUUUCAGAAAUGGCCAUCCUCACAAUGUGGAUCCUCUGGGCUACAUCGUUUCCUCCCCCUUGGGAGGAACUCACCAUGUGAGCGUAAGGAAUGCCAACACCCCCUUUGUGAAUAUCAUCGACAGCAGUGGUAGUCAUGGCGUGAACAACAAUGGCAGUAGUGGCCACAUGUUCAGUUACGCCCAAUUUAAAAGUACCCCCAGGGAACCAGGUGUGGUGCCAGAAUUUAAGAAAAUGGGGAAAGGGAUAAGCGAAGUGAAUGCGAAUGCGAGUGCUGGCUCGUCUCCAAACAGCGCAGCCCCAGUUACAAAUGUCGUGUCGGCAAUUAACGAUUGGAAGGUUAGCAAACUGGCCGAGGACGCGAAUAACGGUGCGAAAAAUAAAGCGCCGCUUAAUGAAACGAAUGCGUGCGUCAGUGCAGCAAUUGGCAGCGCAAAUGCGAGUCUCCUCCCGAACGGAAGAAACGACUCCAACAAUUUAAUGAGUAAGAAAUUGAGCGGAGCAAACAAGGCAGGCUUUCCCAACGGUAGUGCUCCUCACCCCUUUAACGCGGGAAAUUCCAACACGGGAAGUAACAGCGAAGUGGCUGACCAUUUAAAGGGCUGCACCUUAUCCACCCCCAGCAUGGCGAACCAUUUGGGGGAAAAUAUACCCGGUGCCAAUUUUGACCCGACGAAAACACGGGGCAACAGCGGCAUGAAUAACUUCCAAAACUUUGAGGCCUUCCCCAACAACUACCCUUUCUUUAACAACUGCUUUGGUAACAACAACUUACUGCUGAUGAACAGCCAAUUCGACAACAAGAUGAGUGAAGAAAUGAACAUGUUCCCCUGCGCUCUUUCGGAUGUGACUCGGGGGAUGUUUAAUCCCGCGAACAAGGGAGCGGGGCUGAGUGGCCCUCCAGAGGACAGCUACAGUGGGGGGAAGAACGGGGCAAAAGCUGCCACAAAUCUGAGCAGCAACAAUCGGGGUAACGUCGAAAAAUCGGGGGCCAGAAAUCUUCCCAAUUUUGGAAACACGCAAAAUAAUAAAAGCAUAAUCAAUUUGGAGCAUCUCCACAUGAACAGCAAUUUGAACCAUGCCAUUGAUGAAGAACACUCUUCGAUGUUCUUUGACAAGCAGGGAGGCAAUAAAUUCCCAACGCAGAAUUAUCCCCUAUCGAAUAACCAACUCAGUUUAAGCCACGGAAUUGGUUCUUACAAAAAUGAUAUGCUGUAUGGAAAGCAGUUUAUGCCCCCCCCACACACUCCAAUGUAUGGUAAAGGGUUCUACCACCAAGCCGAUUUGAUAAAUUACGAAAAUGUGAUGAUGCUACAAAGGGGUGAAGAUAACAUGGGUGAUCCUUUCGACCAAUCGUUUAAAUCUAAGAAUUUGAAGGUUCCCUCCAAAAAGGGAAGCGAAACAAAGUUAAAAAAAAAUAUCGAAAAUGAUGAACAUUCCAAAUCGCAGAUGGAAAAGUGGACGACUCCCUCUAGAACCAGUAGAACGGGCAAACAGGACUCCAAUUUCUUUAACCCCUUUUUGAACAAGAAAUAUGAUGGGGUGGGUAAGCUGCCCUACAUUCAGAACAAACCCGUUCCCAAUGGACUCCACAUCUCGAUUUACAUCCCCAAGAAUUACAACUUUAGUGAAAAAAGCAACGCGGAUGAUGAGAACGAAAGAGAUGCCGAAAAGAGCAACGGUGGGGAAAAAGCCUUUGUCAAGCGAAACAGCGGUGCGCAUGGAAACACAGGUAAGGAGGAACAACCGCUUAAAGAGGAAGAGGACCUCCACGAGAAGGAAGCACUAGCCAAAUUGCUUACCGAAAUUACCUUUGGCGAUAGAAGGAACAUUCUGAACCCUAAGAUGUCCGUGCAAGAUAAGGAAAAAUGCUACAACAGCAUUUUGGACGAACUGAAGAAUUAUGCCUCCUUGCCAAUUAUCCUGGGGAAUAUUUUGCCCUACUGGGAAAGGCAGAAAAAUAAAAAUUUACUUUAUAAGGUAAAAAAUUUGAAGCUGACCAAUGCCAAGUCCAAGUACAUUCACAUCAAAAAUGUCAAUAAGAAGAUAGCAUGCAGGAGAAUUAGGAAGAGGAAAAAACGCCUAUCCGUACGUAAUGACCUUAGUGAAAAACUGAAAAAGAAGAAAAAGAAGAAAAAAAAAAAACACAUCACAGAUGGUGCCCCUCUAACGAUGGACCCAAAGGAAGAGGCAAAUGACCCGAACAAAAUUGAACACGAUGGUGUGAAUAAAAGCCUGGACAACUUGGCGAAGGAAAAAUACAAAUUUGACAACAACACCAAUAGCUUGGAACUGACCGACGCAGAGUCGAAGAAGGUGCACAACGAACAUAAGGAUGACGAAUCUGCAAAUAAUGUGGAUAGCAGUGAAGCCAAGGAGGAGUGCAGCAAAUCGGAACAGGCGCAGAUGGACCAUUCGGGCAGCGACGUGAGGGAGGAGGAGCAGCAGCCGCAGCAGCAGGAGGAGAACGCAGAUGCCGCGGCGCAGUGGGAGCCUCUUCCAGCCGAAAAAGUGGAAAAAUUAGAUGCAACGGGUGAGAGAAAGCAGUCAUAUGAACAAAAUGAAGGAGUGGGAAAAGCGAACCGUUUAAGAAGCGCAGAUGAGGAGAAGCACAGCCUUGCGAUUAGCUGCCAAAUGCAGGAGUCGCUAAAGAUUUGCCCCCCUAGCAACGUGAGCGAGGACAAAGAAUCGCAGGUGCAGCCGCCCAUUGAUGAUGGAACCCCUUGCGCAGUGGGGAAGCUGGUAGACCCUGGAGCGACUAACCAGGAAGACCUCCCACCGAGUAGUACAAACCGGGGUAACAGUAACAACUCGAAAGGAGCCCAGAAGAAAAAAAAACACCAAAGUGUGUAUCGAGAACACCGUAGGAAAUCCCUCUAUAGGAAAAAAUUACUUUUAAAGAAGCAAAAAAAGUACUACAAAUUUCAGUUUCUAAGGAAAUUCAAAUUCUCCAUUCCGAAUAAAGCCACGGUGCCGUUUAAUAGUUCCAUUUUUUCGCUGCAAAGAAAUCAGUACAAAUCUAACAUAUAUUUCGAGUUCAUUUUAACAAAUAUAAAUUUGGACAAGUACCGAAAGAACAUUUUGAAUGUGAAUUACAACAACAGCAAUUCUGUCACGAAGAAGGCGGCACGUGCGUAUUGUAUAAAUUUUAACAAAUUAAAGAAUCGGAAGAAGAAGCUAGUGAAGAGGAGUACCUCGGGGGGGGGUGAAAUGAAGCCGAGGAUUUCUUCCUCCGCCUCUGGGUUGAAGAAGAAUUUUAAGAACGACCAGGAGGGAGCUGCACGAUGCAUCUCCAGUGAUAAUAACACUCCACUGGGUGAGCAGCCCAAGGGGGGUUCCCCAGAAUUUGCAGAGGGGGCGAGCAGUGGAGGCGCAAUCGUCAGCCAGACCAAUGAGAAGAGCGUAAAAAUUGCCAGCCACUCGAACGACGCGAACAUUGCCAGCCACGCUAACGACGCGAACAUUACCAGCCACUCGAACGACGCGAACAUUGCCAGCCACUCAAACGACGCAAAAAUUGCCAGCCGCUCGAACGACGCGAGAAACAUGAAGAACAUCAACAAGGAAAUCUGCGUGCUGUUUUCCCGGUACGUGCACAACAUAAAGGAGCAGAGGAAAAUCCUCACCAAGCUGCUAGACAGCAUAAAGAACGAAAAGAAAAAGCCCUACAAAUACUGGUACUCCAUAGAGGACAAGAUGAUUAACUUCUACAUCAAUGAGUAUUUGAAGAAUAAGUUGAACACCAAACAUACGUAUACCCUGUCCAAGCAGAUUGUAGAUUUGCUCAAAUUAAGAAUUUUAAUUAGCAACAGCUCUCAGUUACCAAACAGUUGGACCGAAAAGGCCCUGUGCAACAUUUGCAGUUUGGGGGAGGAUUGGGAGGAUAACCCCAUCGUUUUCUGCGACUGUUGUUACACGCCCAUGCACUCGUUUUGCACCGGCUCGAGGAAUAUUAAAAAUUAUAACAUUGUUAGGAGAAGCUCUCAAAAUUCGGACAAGAACGAAUCGGAGGGGCCAUCCGGCAAGCCGCACGAACCCGUUUGGGCUCCCAACAGCACGAGUAAGAAGAAUGAACCGAAGAAGGUGAACCUCAACAUAAUGAAGUCGCUUCUCUCCGACUGUUACGUAAAUUUUAAUUCGCCCCUUAGCAUUUUCACCGCCUCAACAUGUGGCGAAGUUGGGGCAGCCGGUAGAAAUGACGAAGCGGAGGGUGAGGAUGGCAAAAAUGGGGUCAGCCACGAUGCUGAGAUGAAGGCCCCUUCGGGCAGCAACCUGCACGGGAGCGGACUCAAAGUGGAGGCUGCAAGCCAGGCAUCGAACGAAGUAAAUAACGAGGGAGAUAAUCCCAACGGAGGAGCGAAUAAAAAUUCGAGCCCAACCUCCGCAGGGGAAGGUACCACCAAUGUGAAGAUCGAAAAAGUGGAUUCGCUGAAAAAGGAAGAGAAGGACGAAGCCCCCGUUUUGAAGGACCUCUUAGGGGGAAGCACCCAAAAUGAGCCGCAAAAUCAGCAGAGCGGCGUCCUCGAAAGGGGAGGGACAGCCACCCCAACGCCACCCUACCUGGUAAACAGCACGAACAUUGCAACCCCAAGUGCAAGUGGCGAAAAUAAUGCCAACCAAGAAGGUGCGAAAAAUCCGGAGGACGAACAGUGGAUCUGCCCAUUAUGCUCCUACUUGAGGAACCAAAUUUUGUUCAUCGAAGAUUCCACCGCUUUUAAAAUUAUUAGAAAUUUAAGUGGGCCUAGAAAAAAAAAAGAAAUUGAAUACCUAUCCCGAUCGUGUGACGAACUUGGUAACUCCUCUUUAGAUAUAAAGAACGAAUUGAAGGAAUACACCCCCCCGGAGGAAAUCACCAUAAAUAGGAACCACCCCACCAGUGCAAUUUAUAAACACAAAUCCAUUUUGCUUCUGUUCAACAUCGAUAGGGAUGUUUCGCUUUACAAGGAGAGGUACAACGUAGACAUUAAAGACUCGCAUGACUUUUUCGAGAAAGUCAUUUUGAAGAACACCCAUUUGUAUAAGUACAAAAUAUUUUUCAAUUGCAUUAUUGUGAGUAAGGCCGUUCCCCAGGGAGGAGGGAGAGAGGAAGGUAACCGUAGUAGUACUAGUAGCAGUAGUAGUCACCUGGUUGGCUAUGGCCAGGCGAUGCACACACCCCAGGUGAGCGCACUAAACCCUGAACAUCUUAAAAUGUUCCGGCAGGAACCCUUCCUCAUAAACGAAAAUUUGGAAGAAAGUGACGCGGAUGAUUCAAAGGAAAAUGAAAAGGAAAAGGAUAAGGAGGAAAAGGGAGAUAGGAGAAAGAGGGAUAGAAAUUCGCACCAUAGUAAAAUAUCGAAGAGAGAAUUAAAGAGGAGAAAUAGAUUGAGAGCCAAAAAGGGAAAUGCCAACAAGAAGAGUAGCAACCCGAAUGAUGCUAACGCAAAUGUGGUAGUCAGAAAAAGAGGCAGACCCCUGGGAAGCACCAAAUUGAACAAAAUUAAAAUGCUCAGUAUGAAUAAGAGCAACAGUAAAAAUGAGGACAACCAUGUGGAAGGCACGUGUAACAAUUUGAGCCAUAAUAGUGGCCACCUCAGUACCCCCAGCGCUAACCUAAACGUGUACCCCUUCCACCAUAGUAGUCACGUUAAGAGCGAAACGGACUGUGACAUCAGUCAGUAUGCCCACCAGAAUAGCAGCCAAGGAAAGAGCCAAGCUGAGUUCCACCAACGUGAGGAUAGCAACGACGGGGAUAUCAAAAUGAGUCUGAAAGAAAAAACACUCAUUGCGCAGAAGUAUUUUAGCGAAAAGAGUGAAGAUUUGUCCCACUUUAUCAACCGAAAUUUCCCCUUCUAUGAAAACGACUCGGAUGAGAAUAACCUAUUGUUGAAGUACAACCACAGCAAGAACUUCUCCUUCGUUUUUAAAAUCCCCACCUGCUGCAUUUGCGAAUUUGAUUCCUUCUACUUGGGGGGGGGUCCCAUCAAGAGGACCAAAAAGAAAAACGAGUGGUGCCACAUCCGUUGCGCUUUAAUAAGUAACUGCGUAAUUAAUGACAAAAUUGAAAUUAGCAGUAGGGAUAAAACCAAAUAUAAAUGCUCCCUUUGCUUGAGGACCAACAGCACGGGAAUAAUUAAAUGUAACAUUGCCGACUGCUGUAAGUACUACCACAUAUCUUGUGCCACAUCUUCCAAUAAGUAUCUCAUCGAGUUGAACGAAUCUAACAAGCUAGUUCUGUUUUGCUCCAACCAUUCGCAGAGAAAAGCGCCGACCGAAAUUUUAAGGAAAUAUCAAAUCCUUCGCGAAAAAGAAUUUAAUAAAAAUAAAAUGGAAGAUAAAGUAAACAUAUCCAAAGUGUUUGACGCUUACAUUUUGCAAUCCUACCUCAAAAUAAGUGACAUGAAAUUGUUCAAUUUGUUGUCUUUAUCAUCUCUUUCCAUUUUCGAAAAAUUCGUUUAUUUUAAUUAUGAUAAGUAUAGCCAGAAUUUGCAGACGAACAUUGGCGUGAUCGACGAUUUUAAUGAUUUGUACCAGGCGUUCGAUCAGCACUUGUCCAGGGAGCGCAACGAUGUGGCGAGCGCGGGGUCGGACUCGGGCCGGGCGAGAAGGAGGCCCUCCGCAACCGCAACCGCUACCUGCUUGCCCGAUGCGGAUGAGGAGCAGGGGAAGAUGUUCCUGGAGCUGGAGGAGAAGAACCGAACGAAGAACACGGCCAUCGACCUAUUCGACCUGGAAACGAUAAACAAAAUUAGCACCACCAAGUGCAACAACAUCAUAAGCAUAAGCAGCUUCAAAAAUAUUUAUAACGAAAACAUGCUGGAUGAGGAUUCCCUCCUGAAAUUGCUCACUCACGAUUUCCUGUACAUGCAAAAGGAUCUACAAGAAUUGAACAGCGUGAUACUGAGCGAUAAGUAUAAAAAGCUAAAAAAUUUUGAAAAUAUUUUAUUACUGUACCCUCAUUUUAAUGAUUUCCAGUUGAGGAGGCUGUCGGAGCUGAUCCUGGAGAAGUAUCACAUUAACAUUGCGAGUUACCAAGAUGACGAUUCUUUUUUUUCCUUUUUCCUUCAUUUUCUGUCCCUAUUGAAUAAUAAAAAUUUGAUGCUGUGCAGUGUGUGCUUGUCCAAGUCGAGUUACCCACAGAGGGGGAGGGAUGAGAAGAAGCCCGGAGGCAGGGGCGACGCGAGCGCGCUGGAGGGGGGAAAUAGCAACCUCCCCGGGAGUGGCGGCCCCGUUAGCGGAAACAGCAGCCACGAUAACAGCAACUACACCUGCGGGUCCAACCUGAGGGAACAUCUGGAGAAUAAAAAGGAGCGCAGACUGGGCUCGCUCAGCGUGCUGAAGAAAUGCUCCCUCUGCAAUGUGUUCAUUUGCUACUUCUGCUGCCACAGAAUGAACAUUGACAUUAUAAAGAAUUACCUCAACGAGGGGGUGAAGUACAAGCCGCCCAGCCACUCAGUUGUGAAAACGAGCGAACGAGUUAGAAACCCCACGCGCUCCAACAAAGUGGGAAGACCAAGCAAAAAUAAGCACAAAGCGCAAGCGGAUGCCACGACGAAUUGUAAUGACGGCGUGGCGGCAGCGGAUGCGAAUAGUGAAAGUAAAGUGGGAGAAUCGGCUGUUGUCGCUGGUACGGAUAAAGUGACCGUUGACCCGUCGGAGGGGCCCCAGUCUGGGGAGAAACAAAAUGGAAGUAGGAAUGGUUCCAUCGACGCGGGGGCGGUUAGUGCGGAGGUGGUUACCGCUGAUGCUGCUGAUGUUGCUGAUGCUGCUGAUGUUGCUGAUGCUGCUGAUACGGCUCAUGCCGCCAACACCGCUCACACCGCCAACACCGCUCACACCGCCAACACCGCUCACACCGCCAACCCCGCUAACCCCGCUGAUGCUGCCGCCCCGGCGAGUGCCCACGGGGAGGAGGCCGCACAAGCGGGGGACGAACCCCGGGAGAGGAGAAACUCAAAAGAUAGUAAAGCUCCGGACCAACGUUUAUUGUCAAAGGUUGAGCAGGCAAAGGAACACACGCACGAUGGAGGCAAAAGGAAUGACAGCGAUGCGGAGUUUGUAUGCCCGAGGUGCCAAUAUUUUCAAGUAAAAAAAAAAAUAGGCUUCUGCACGUACUGCCCCAGAUUAGAUGGAUUCCUAAACUGCUUUGAAGAUAAGGCCAAAAAGGAGCUCCUUUUUGUGCACCCAAAAUGUUUAGAAUAUGUUAAUACAGCUUACUGCAAAAAGAACAUGAACGAGACCAAACCGGGGGCAAUUAAAAAGGUAUGCAGUUACUGCAGAAUUAAGCAUGGGAUAGUUAUCACGUGCAGCAACACCGACUGUGAUGUGUCCUUUCAUAUUUCCUGUGGAAUUCUAUUAGGGUGCAAAAUGGACAAUUUUUUUGGUCGAGUUGAUAUUUACAACCCUAAGAAGGCCUACUGUUUUAAACACACCUUCCAGUCAUGUAAGAAGAACACGCUAGUCAAUUUUAUUAACACAAAUAAGCUGUUCUUUUUUGAGAAUUUCCUGGACUACCCCUUCAACCACCUGUAUAACUUCAUAAUGGGCACCUACAUUUUCAAGCAGCUAAACAAAAACUGCGUUAGCCAUUUGAUGAAGCCCAUCAAGAUAGAAGAAAACCCCUGCCUCAAUACCAUUUUCGAAAGGACGCAACUGAACGUUUUGAGGAAAGCUACCCAUCUUUUGUCCAAUGACGUUAAAAGAAGCCACAAGAAGAAAACGGGUUUAGGCCACGAUCUCGAUGAGGAGCACAUUGCAGCGGGGAUCUUCCACAAUGAGGACAACACUGGUGGUUCUCAUGAAAAUAACAGCGAGACAUUUUUUCACAAAGAUUUGAAGUUCCUAAUUGAACACCACUCUAGAACCCCAUCCCAUGCACAGAAGAACAUGCAAGGAGAGGACGCACGACUGGGGGCGAACCACAUUUCGGACCUCAUCAUGGGAAGGAAAGGAGCAACAGAUGGUAGUAACUUAGCGCAAGAUAAACGCAACGCUCUGCAGGGAGAAUCAGAUGGUGGAAAAAAUCCCUUUGCUCUCUCAAGCAUAAGUGGAAAAUUCAAAAACGACCACCCCUCCUUUGUUGACGAUAACGUAACCGAAAGUGCAGUCUCUGUGUUGUCCGAAAAUGAAACAGAAGAACUUCGGUCCUUUCAAAAUGUCUCCUUUUUUAACUCCAGGGCAUGUUCCCAAAUUAACAGUAUAGUGAGCAAUAGCUUUAUAAAUCAAAUGAGGAAGUUCCCUCCCAACCAAAACAUGAUGAUGAUGCCCUAUUACAAUGGUGCUAAUGUGAUCCCCAAUAAUACCUACCCCUUUUUCGACGCCAAAUGUGAGGACAUGAAAAACGCUGCACAGUUGGCCCAUCUAGGAAUUGGAAGUAGUGCCCGAAGCAACCCUCAGGUGUUUCCGGGCAAAAGUGAUAAGUAUAGCCAAUUAGAACGAAAGAGAAAGAAAUAUCUGCUGCACCCGAAUGAGGAAGUGGCCAAGAAGAAUCUUCUGAAUGAUGCCAGUCCGUUGAGUGUCAACCUGGAUGUGAAUAGCAAAGCGGAUGGAAGGAAAAGAAGGAAGUAUCGAAAAAAUAAAAACGGAAACAAUGAGGACAAUUUUGAAAGACCAAACGUUAGCAGCAUGUUAAGUGCGCCAGGUGAGCUAAUAAACCCAACGCAGAUAAGCAGCAGCCGUGCGCAAAACCCCAAUGCUGCUGCGCAGUUUGAUGUUAAUAUGAAUACGACGACAUACCAUCUGAACGAGCUUAUCGUCAGUAAGGAUAAACACUCCGCGGAAAAGGCUAAAGGUGCCAAAAACGAAAUGGUGAAAAUGAACCAAAAUGAAAUAAAGGAAGAAAAACCACAGAGACAAAAUGAAGAACUGAUAAAGGAGGAACAAAUUUACUGCCCAGUUUGCAAAUGCUUUUAUGAAGAACUCAGUGAUGGUUCCCCAGCGGACGGACUUAAUUGGAUUGGAUGUGACAAAUGUGAAAAAUGGUACCACUGGAUCUGCUGCAAGUAUUCCAUUGACAAUCCCCCCGAUAUGGAAAAUGACUGGUACUGCAGCACCUGCCUGAACAGCUGAUGCGGCUUCCCUGCCAGGGGAGCGUUCGAACAGCACGCAGGGAGGAAAUGAAAAGGGGGGGGAUGGUACCCCCGCAAGGGUUUCUGUUGGUGGCCCGCGCGUCAACUUUUAUUUAUCAUGUUUUCUUUUCCCUUUUUUUUUUAAUUUAAAGUUUUCAAUUUUUAAGUUCUUGCCGCUCCCCGGGUGCGGCUUUGUGUGUGCCCCUUUUUACGUUCCUUUUUUUGCGUGCCUUUUUUGCGUGCCAUUUUUGAGUGCCCUUUUUGCUGCCUUUUUUGCGUGCCCCCUUUUUUAAGUCCAUCCCCAAUUGGUUCAACA